Messenger RNA from Blepharisma stoltei, 993 nucleotides. The record is from the annotation of a GenBank genome assembly. Lineage: Eukaryota; Ciliophora; Heterotrichea; Heterotrichida; Blepharismidae.
AUGGUUAACCUUACAACCAUCUUUAGUGCAAUAGGUAUCUCUGUAUCCUUUGGCCUCAAUUUAACUCCAAUACCGUCUCUUUAACUUUAACUUUAAUAGAAAUCUCUUUGUAUUCAGUCCCCUUCAGUGAGGUCCAACUUGAUUAACAGCUCUGAAUAACGAUAGGUGGACCUUCCUAACCGUCAAACCGUUAAUGUUAACAAGUCACUCAAGACUUCUCUGAUCAACACCAGACUCAGCAUAGGCCUCUUCACUUCACUCUAGACUCUCAAGAGGAUCGACCUUUUCACAUAAGCCAGAGUAUAAGUCCCUACCUGCAUACCAGGUACAAUAGACCUAUCUCUUAACUGCCAUUUUAAUAUUGUGUGACCGUCUCUUAUUAAAGCUAACAAAACAAGAGAUCUUAGUGAAAUUUCCCACCUUUACUUAAUUAUAGCUAGCCUUAAUUAUCUCAAUUGGUGCCUUUAUGCGACUAAAGAGUCAUUAAUUGGUCCACUUAUAAACAAUAUAUCAGGCUUGUGCUUUGUUAUGACAUAUAUAAUUAUUUAUCACAAAAUAAAACAAGAUACCUGGAAAUUUAACUCAAUUUAUUUUGGCUGCUGCCUAAUCGGAUCAAUGAUAGUGUUCAAAAUAGUUCCUAGCUAUUUAUUAGGGUUUCUUUCUGUAGGACUCUCAGCAUUGCAAUAUAUUGCUCCUAUUGAGCAGAUUAAGCCAGCUCUACUCAAUAAAGAUCAUAAAUAUAUUGAUAUUUUCAUUAUUCCAGCUCUAAUUUGCAAUGCUACUGUUUGGGGUAAUUAUGGAAUUCUUGUUAAUGACUGGUUUAUUAUAAUUCCAAAUUUAUUAGGACUUUUAUUUUCAUUGUUUCAGAUCUUGGUAUAUGCAUGGGCUAAAGGAUAUUUGCCUCAUUCCCUCUUUUCUAAGCUUGCAAGUAAAAUCAGAGAAAUUUCAGGUAAAAAUAAAGAAAAUGAAAAUGAAAUUAAGCAUUAUAUUUAA